AUGAGUGAUCUCGGCGACGAACAGGCCCCAAGCAAUUCACUAUGGCAGCGCGACAUCUCUACCACAUCAAACGAAGCGGCCAGCGGUAGAAACCUGCUCGUGGGCAUUCAACAACCUCAGAACAUAUCCUAUCAUGCUGCAAAGGUUCUCAAGCGUAUGGAGCGACCUAUUGUCGAUGGCGUGGACUGCAUUGUCGAGGUGUGGAUGUUGGCAGGUAUAUGGGAGGUAGUCUCUUACAUAGCACCCUUGUAA
This is a messenger RNA of Laccaria bicolor S238N-H82, 252 nucleotides long. RefSeq lists its product as uncharacterized. NCBI's taxonomy places the organism in Eukaryota, Fungi, Basidiomycota, Agaricomycetes, Agaricales, Hydnangiaceae. The coding region runs from base 1 to 252 and encodes 83 amino acids. The transcript has 2 exons. The record is from RefSeq and is a predicted model, not a curated record.